Molecule: messenger RNA, 1619 nt
Organism: Merops nubicus (carmine bee-eater)
Lineage: Eukaryota; Metazoa; Chordata; Aves; Coraciiformes; Meropidae
Gene: TRMT44
Product: tRNA methyltransferase 44 homolog (S. cerevisiae)
Exons: 10
Biological process (GO): tRNA methylation
Molecular function (GO): tRNA (uridine) methyltransferase activity; metal ion binding
Source: RefSeq, a predicted model, not a curated record
AUGUUUUCAAUGGAACUGUGACCUUUCUGCCUUUGGAGGAAAACAGUGAAGGAAAAUACCAAAUUAAAAAGUGCAAUAUUUAUCAAAUUCAACUUACACACAUAAAAGAUGAGGAAUGGUCUGUGUCUGUUGUAGCUCUGUUUCCAGAAGACUGGUUUUCAGAUGGAAUUGCAUACCCCAAAUUAGCAUGGCUUGGAAAUGAACUUUUGUCCAAACUGGCUAAAUGGUCUGUGGAGCAAAAGCCCAGUGAGUUUAAAAGUACGCUCUCGCUCAUUUCUGUAGCAAAAUACAGCAAGGUUUAUCAGGACCUCAAAGAAAAAUACAAAGAGAUGGUAAAGGUCUGGCCUGAAGUGACAAAUCCUGAGAAAUUUGUGUAUGAAGAUGUUGCCAUUGCCACUUACUUGCUGAUUCUUUGGGAAGAAGAGAGAAAGGAGAAGGGUUUGACCAAGAAACAGUCAUUUGUAGAUCUUGGAUGUGGAAAUGGUCUACUGGUUCAUAUUCUAAACAAUGAAGGGCAUUCAGGUAGAGGAAUUGAUGUGAGGAGAAGAAAAAUAUGGGACAUGUAUGGACCAGAAACUCAUUUAGAGGAAUCUACAAUCAUGCCAGGUGACAAUCAUCUCUUCCCAGACACUGACUGGCUGAUAGGAAACCAUUCAGAUGAAUUAACACCAUGGAUACCUGUAAUUGCAGCUAGGUCUUCCUAUUCAUGCUGCUACUUUGUGCUGCCGUGUUGCUUCUUUGAUUUCCAUGGAAAAUACAAUCGAAGACAAAGCAAGAAAACUCAGUACAGAGAAUAUCUUGAUUUUGUUGCCCAGGUGGGAUUUGUAUGCGGCUUUCAAGUGGAAGAAGAUUGCCUGCGAAUUCCAUCAACAAAAAGGGUAAGCCUCAUUGGAAGAAAUAGGACCUACCCACCUACCGAAGGUGCUCUGAUUGACAAGCAGAUAACACAGUUUAUUAACAGUCGUCAGACCUGUGCUAUGGUCACAUGGGACAGAAGAGUUGGAUUUAAUCACGUGGUUCAGUCGGAUGGUGUUUGCCAAGGAGCAGGCUCAGAGCGUUGUGACAGUGAGGCUGAGACUGAUGGCACAGUUUGGAUGCCUGGAUUCCAACCCCGAGGAAGAGUAGAGCAAGUCAGAAACUGUGCUUCCCUCCCCCGGGAUUUUGUGGAUGAUGUGGUUCUCAGUGUGGCAAACUUGCUGCUAAAUGCAGCCCCCCAGAAAUCAUGUUCUGAUACGCAUGGGGGAAAUGUGGAUACUUGGAAUCGAGGAGAAAGCCUUUCCUUGAAAGAAGUAGCAGAACACUUAAAUAAAGAAACUUUAAAAAGGUUAAAGAGUGAAUAUGGAGGCCUGCAGACGCUACUCAAGAACAAUCAUCAAGUAUUUGAAGUUCUAAAUGGGAGAGUUCAUAUUCGUGACUGGAGAAAAGAAAAGCCAUCAAGGACAACGAAGCCCGAAGUGAAACGACGCCUCUCAGAUGAAGCGUUUAAAACACGUCUCUGCUGGUUUUUCAUUCACCAUCCUGAUGGUUGUUCUUUGCCUUCUGAAUCUUGCCCAUAUGCUCAUGGGACUGAGGAGCUAAGGCAGUCUCAGAUUAUUAAAAAGAAAAAACAUUUACAGUAA